ACACAAAGUAAGUGAAGCAUAUGGAGAAACCAAUAUGUAUAAAUUUGUUAAACAACAGGUUGGUGAUUCCUCAUCAGAAUCUGAAGAAAUAACCAUGGAACUACUGCAGUGGUUAGAACAACACAUUCAAACAUCUUUACAACCAAAACUCGAAGAGCAGAAGUCCUUCAUGUCAAACAGUAAACACAGAAAAAUUCUGCUUGAAUUCUUGAGAAAGGAACACAACACUCAACUUUGCAUCUUCACCAAGAAUACUGAGUCCCUUCACGCUGCUCUCCAACCACCAUCAGCAUUGAAUACAAAAUCAUUAUUCUUUCUUAAAAGACAGCAACAUUGGAUUAUCACACCAAAUAAUAUCGAUGAUGAAAUCCUGUAUUUUGAUUGUCUUCCUCUUCCAAUGGAGCACCUAUGUUUGGAAAUCAAAGAAAUAUUUCUACCGUUCAUCUGCAGUAAUAUAGUUCUUUCAAAGACAACAAACCAAGAAAGCAACAAAAUACUCAAUGUUCUGCACAGUUUAUUCUAUUCUGUUGAAGUUGCAGACAAAAUGACUAAGGGAGAAAUAGUGUUGGUUCAGCCAUUAACAGAGCUCUUGGAUCCUGCAGUUAUAAACUCACAAAGAUAUCCAGCAAUGAAAUAUCUCUUGGAGUCAACUCUAAUUUCUUGGAUUUCAGAAACUAAGACAAUAUUAUUACAUGAUCCUGACAAAGACUUGCUGACUAAUUUUGGCAUCAGUCCUACACCCGAAGAUCAAUUAAAAAUAUGGAAUGAGAAAUUGAAAAAGUUGCAUUCAUUUCUCACUCAACUCCAUUUACCAAUUAACCAGAAGAUUAUUGAAACUCUUCAAAGAGCAGACAAUCCUUUUGUUGCUGCCAUCAUUUAUAUACAGAAUAAAGCUGUCCAAGUUAUUGAAAUAUGUGAAACAGUCAUACCAUUCUUUGAAUCUUUGUGGAGACGCUGUAACAAAAUUGAGAAAUGCACAAAACCAGAAGAGAUUCUAUUAUAUUUUGAAUCAUUGAUGAAAGCUUUGUUCUUCAUGUGGUCACACUCAACGUAUUGCCAUCAGAAAAGUAAAUUCAGCCUAACCAUUCAACUACUUUGUAAUUUCCUUAUAAACAAAGCUGAAAGCAUGAUUAAUGAUAACAUUCUCCAAGACCCAGAUACUUCACAAGAAAAUCUGAAAUGGGCUCAAAAAAUAUGUACAACCUUCCGAGGAACCUACCUUGAUUUCAAAGCUAAAGCAGAUGAUGUGAACUACCAAAAUGUCAAGUCGUUGAAGGAAAGAAUACGUGAAAGAAACAUCUAUAAAAUGAGGUUUGAGGGAAUAAAUACCACUAAUUCUACAAAGGUUACCAAGCAACAAGAAAUGUCAGAUCUGUCUGAAGAAGACCUUUUACUAAUAGAUUCUUCCUGGCCUAAUCACAAUUCAGUUGCUUUUAAAUAUCUCAAUGAUUUUAUGGACAGAUGUAAUGAUGUGCAGGAAUUGAUUGAAACUGACCAGCAUUUCAAAGAACUUUCAGCAGUUGCAGAAAUUGGUGGUAUUGGAGAUGCUUGUACCGAUAGGAUUAUCAAAGAGAUUUCCAUCAAAUAUUCUGAGAGCAUCCAAGUUUUUUGGACUUCAAUACCUAAUCUGAUGAAUGUAAAAGAGAUUCAGCCAUUUGAAGCAAACUUUUACAAACUACGUUCAGUUUCAAAGAGUCUUGAAGUUCAACUUUCUGGGAUUCUACUGAAAUCUCUCACGGAAUGCCAUUCUCCUCAUUCACAGAUGCGUUUGCUUCAAAUAUUUCAUUCCACCAUAAAACAAAUACAAGUAAAGAGAAACAUCAAUGGAAUAGUGAACAACCUUGUAGAUGAUUUCUGGAAACAAAUCUUACAUUUAGAAGCUAUGUUCAAUGAUCAGCACAAGUCUCCAUAUAGGCAUUGGAACUUCUCACCAGAAAUAAGUCGGAUAUUAUGGAUUCAUGGACUGCUGAACAACGUUCAGAAACUUAUGUCAAACAUAGAAGAGAUAUGUCCACAUAUUCAGGAAGAAGAGAAAAAGCAGACCAUGAAAGCUCAUUUCAAGGAAUUAUUAGAAAAAUUUGAAUGUUACAAAUUGGAUGCUAUUCAAAAAUGGCUGAGCAAACUUGACAGACAAUGUUCAGAAAAACUCAAGCAAACAUUAUUGCUAAUUAACGAUGGCCUUCAGCACAUAACUUGGAAGAUGAAAGAAUCAUUAGAUUUUAUUGAAUCAGCAAUGUCUCUUGUUUGCAAUGAUGUUUAUCAAAGUCUGGAAACCGUUCAGUCUAAUCAUAACUCUAUUGUUGAAACAACAUCCAGCUGGAUUCUUUACUCACCACAGCUUCCUAUUGACCUACAACCAUUGACUAUGGAACAACUGAAACGGUUUGAAAUUACCAUUUUACAGAAGCUCAAAGAAGUUCUUCUCCCAUCUAAUCACAGGAUUGAUUCUUUGUUAAAAUCUUCAUUACAGGUUCUUGAUGUCAGUGAAAUAUCCCCAAGUUGGCAAGACUACCUGCUACACGUAGAUCAGAUUAUUAUCGAUGGUUUAAAAAAUGCAAUCCAGUCUCAGCUCAGCAUAUUGUUAUCCUUCCUCUCUGGUAAUUCUGCUUCAAAGGAUGUAACGUCAGUUCCAUUCCUUAUCGUAAAUGUCCUUUUGGUGGCUAAUGCCAUUGUGUUUGAACCUGUCCUGGAGCAGACCAUCAAUUCACUAAGUAUACGUGAAGUGAUUCACUUAUGGAUCACUGACUUACUUGAACUGGUUUCUUUUCUACCAUUGUACAGUGAACAGGGAAAUUACCAAAACUUUAUUGAAAAUGAUGUAGAAAUUCAGAACUUAGUAUUAGAAAUUGGCAAAUGUGUUGAAGAUGUGGUGAGCAGAUGCCAGGAAGUUAGCAGCCGAUUUGAACCUUAUAGUUACCUGUGGACACAAGAAAGUGAAUGUGAAGAUCUGGAUGUGAUUUUGUGCAAGGCAUCAACUAACAGAGAACUAAAUAUUAAACAAGAACCUGAUGGAGAGAUGGAUGAAGAUAAAGCUUUGACUUCCAAGGAUUUGCUAAAUUCAAAGAAUUUGGAAGAAUUAGAUGCUAAAGGUGAAAAGUAUAAGGAAAUAAAACAGACACUUCAUAAUGUUCCUGAUUUUGUGGAUAUUGGCUGGAUCCGGAUCAACAUGGAAUCAAUCAAGCAGACAGUCGAUAUAAUGUAUAGUAAGAAGAUGUUAACGUUAACGAGAUCCCUGUCUCAGCAAAAAUAUGCAGAUGACUGUCAUUUCCACUGUUGUUAUGUAAGUAAGAAUAUAACAAUGAUUGGUGCUAUGUUAACCAUAAUUGUUACUCUGGUUGUGACAAUGUUUAAUAGGAACUUACUGACCAAUAUUAGUCUGAGCUGUGCUAGCCAGGUGUAUACUACUGUUUAUAUUGCUAAUUGA
Messenger RNA from Octopus sinensis (East Asian common octopus), 3424 nucleotides. RefSeq names its product dynein beta chain, flagellar outer arm-like. Lineage: Eukaryota; Metazoa; Mollusca; Cephalopoda; Octopoda; Octopodidae. The record is from RefSeq and is a predicted model, not a curated record. The transcript has 24 exons. The coding region runs from base 35 to 3424 and encodes 1129 amino acids.